Molecule: messenger RNA, 306 nt
Organism: Monoraphidium neglectum
Lineage: Eukaryota; Viridiplantae; Chlorophyta; Chlorophyceae; Sphaeropleales; Selenastraceae
Exons: 1
Biological process (GO): spermine biosynthetic process; spermidine biosynthetic process
Cellular component (GO): cytosol
Molecular function (GO): adenosylmethionine decarboxylase activity
Source: RefSeq, a predicted model, not a curated record
AUGGCCCCCGCCGCCGACAUCCUGGGUGACAGGUGCCCCUCCAUGGUGCUGCCCAACCCGGUCUUCGAGGGCAGCGAGAAGCGCGUCGAGAUCGACUUCGCGCCCUCGGCCGCCACGCCCGCCGCCGGCCUGCGCGCCCUGAGCCGCGCCCAGCUGGACGAACUCAUGUCCCUGGCGGCCUGCACCAUCGUGUCUAGCCGCACCAACGACCACCUGGACGCGUACGUGCUGUCCGAGUCGUCCCUCUUUGUGUACCCCACCAAGUGGGUCCUCAAGACGUGCGGCACCACCAAGCUGCUCAACGCG